Vicia faba (fava bean) is the source of this 795-nucleotide messenger RNA. The record is from the annotation of a GenBank genome assembly. Lineage: Eukaryota; Viridiplantae; Streptophyta; Magnoliopsida; Fabales; Fabaceae.
AUGGCUGUUCCUUUUAACAUUUUCGUUUCGCCACUUUCUUUCAAAGGGUCUCUUAAAAACUCCCACUUUUUUUCUUCAUGGCACUCUGCAACUCCUCACUGUAACUGGGUUGGUGUCAUGUGUCAACUCGGACGAGUCACUUCGCUUUCUCUUCCUUCUCGUUACCUUAAAGGCAAUCUCUCUUUGUCUCUUACGUCUCUUUCGUUUCUGACUAUCCUCAACCUUGAAGAUAAUCAGUUUUUCGGUGAAAUCCCCGGUGACGUUGGUCGGUUGUUGAACCUAAAAACUCUUAGACUCGGUUCCAACUCGUUCUCCGGGAAGAUUCCAUCGGAGUUUGGGGUUCUAACGAAGCUACACACGCUUGACCUCUCCGGGAAUGCACUCGCCGGAGAAAUACCGGAGAGUAUCGGGAACUUGACCAACCUUCAGUUUUUGGACCUUAGUAACAACAUUCUCUCAGGUUCUCUUCCUGUGGAGAUUGGGAGUGCAGUGAUUCUACAAAGGCUUGUUCUUAGCAACAACCGUCUCAAAGGAAACAUUUCGAUCGAGCUUGGCGAUUGCGUUUCACUCACUACAUUGGACCUUGGGAACAUAUACAAGGCUUUAGGGAUGCCUCAAGAAGCUAUUGCAUGUUAUCAGCAUGCUCUUCAGACACGACCAAACUAUGGCAUGGCUUAUGGUAAUUUGGCCAAUGAAAAAGAAAUAAAAACAGCUACUGGCAGCAUGAGCCGCCCCAAGGUGUGGUGUGUUUGUUUUUUUUUUAGUUUAAUUUCAUUGUUUAUUAUUAGAAAUUAG